UGGCUGCGUUUUGUGCCCUUGGGCUGAACGGCGAAUGGCUGGGCCUUGGAUACCUUCGUUCGCGCUGCGCUCGGCGUGGUCUGGCCUAGAGGGGUGGCAGUUCACAUUUUGCCCUUAGCUACGCUGGACGUCACAAAUACGCUUCCCGCUGUCCAGUGGCCAACGCGGCCCUUCUCCCGACUCUAUGUAGGCAUGAGGUGAUGCGCCCGGGAACGCUUCACGAGCCCUCUGCCUCCGCGCAACACCAUGGCCCGCGGCACAGCAAUCAAGGAGGAGGAUGACAACGGGUCCGCGGGAGAGCCCAGGGCCAGCAAACGGCGGUGCGUGCAAUCGGCCUGCGUGCCCUGCAGAAAGCGGAAGUCUAAGUGCGAUGGAGGCACGCCCGUGUGCGCGACGUGCACCGCCGUGUACAAGACGCCGUGCCACUACGACGCCGACAGCGAGAGCCGCCGCACCAAGACGGGCUCGAAGCGCGAGGCCGCGACGGCAGCGCAGGCGACGACGAGCGCGCCCGCCCACGACAGCGCGCACUUCCUGCUCAACACGAUCCGCACGCUGCCCGAGGCCGAGGUGCACGAGCUGGUCCAGCACAUCCGCAAGGACCGCAGCAUCGAUGUCGCUGCCGUGGCCGACGCCUGGCGCAAGACGGCCGUCCUGCCCGCGAGCACGCCCGUCGGCGAGCCGCAGUCGCUCGAGAGCGAGCUGUCGAUGCUGCUGGGGAAGCCCGCCAUGACGCGGACGGGCGAGAGCCGCUACUUUGGCCACACCAGCAACAUGUCGCUGGUGCCCGAGGACGAGAGCUACACGCGCGCCCGCGCGCCCGCCGCCGAGCGCAAGUCGCCCACGUGGACCUCCGUCACCAGCGACCUCGCCUUCGUGGAGCGCCUGCUGGACCUGUACUUCCGCUGGUCGCACUCGUUCUACGUCAUCUUCUCGCGUGAAUGCUUCUACAUGGACUUCCGCAGCGGCCGCCAGAAGUACUGCAGCGCCCUGCUGGUCAACGCCAUGCUGGCCUACGGCUGCCACUUCACCGACGACCCCGCGGGCAGGACCGACCCGGACAACUUCCGCACCGCAGGCGACCACUUCUUCGAGGAGGCCCGCCGCCUGCUCUACGAGAACGAGGCCUCCUCGCUCACCACGGUCCAGGCCCUCUGCGUCAUGGCCAUGCGCGAGCCGUCGGCGGGACGCGACUCGUCUGGCUUUGCCUACAUAGGGAGAGCCAUGCGCAUGGCCAUCGAGAUGGGGCUGCAUCUGAAGAACUCGGCAUCGCCCGCCAUGGGCCUUACACCGUCUGAGCACGAAGUGCGCAAGGUCACCUUCUGGGGCUGCUUUACCGUGGACACUGUCUGGUCCAUCUGCAUAGGCCGCAUAACCCAACUGCCAAGGGUCGCCAUCACGCUCGACAAACCCAUACUAGACGAGCCGCCCAGUGGUCUCAAUCAGGAGGCAUACCCAGGCUCUUCGCACGUGUCACCCAGCACUGUUACCAGCCGCAUGUUUCUCCAGGAGUUCAGCACGCUCUCUGAGUUGAUCAAUGAUAACAACUACAUGUUCUACGCCCCCAGUGCGCGUUUGACAGAUGUCAAACUCAUAGCCUGCCAUAACAAAUAUCUGGAAUGGUUCAAAAACUUGCCGCCGCCGCUCAGAUUGGAUAGUGGAGGGCAACCGCAACCCCAUAUCAUUGUACUCCACAUGUUGUACCAUACGGCCAUCGGCCAGUUGUUCCGUCCUAUGCUCAAGAUCGAUCUCAUCAACUUUAGGUUGAAGCCCCGCGACGCGUGUAUAGAAGCCGCAAACGCCGUGUCCGAACUCCUCCGCCAGUACCGUUCAUACUAUCCCAUGCGUACUUGCCAAUUGGUACUGACACACAUCCUUCUGACUACUUGUAUCGUGCACCUUACGUUCUCGAAAGACGCCCAAUUCUCGUCAAGCUCGUACCGCUAUCUGGUCGAAGGCCUCCAAGCGUUGGAGGACUUGAGCGUGUGCCAUUGGUUUGGAGCCCGCGCCUGGAGGAUCAUCUACGAAACCUCCAAGGCCUGGGAUCUAGGAUUCCCAGAAGAAUUGAAGAACAGCAAGCUCAUCCCAAAGGCUGGCAAUCUCGACGGCGUAUUAGAGUCCUCAAUCGUCCUCCCACGAGUGAACACCAACACCGCCAACCGCGCUCGCGUCGGCACAGUCGAAAGCCCCGUCUCUGCACCCGCCGCGCAUCCCACAAGGCGCGAAAGCCUCAGCAUGUUCACCCGCUCUGACCGCAAGAACCUCCAGCUGCCCUCACACCCCGCCUCAACCCAGGGCGGCAAUUUGCUCCGCAGCCAGACCCAACACCGCGGCUCCCUCCCACAUAUUCUCCCUUACUCCGCCUCCAACGCCACCCCCCAACCCGACAUCCCCACGACCCACCCCUCUACCGGCUCCGCCGAAACCCUCUUCUGGAACCCGCUCCCCACCGCCCUCGGCGCGCCCAUCCUCCCGCGCAACAGUUACCCCGUCGGCCCCAUGGAUCUCGACAACGUGCUGGGGAACAACAACGAGUGGGACCGCUUCAGCCGGGAUGGGUUCAAGAUGAGCGAGACGUGGAACCACGACCAGGCGAAUGCGUACGGCGGAAGCGGGGAAGCUGGAUACCCACAGGUCAGCGGGGAGAGCGACGGAUAUGCGAGCGCAGAGGUCGCGCAGUUCAAUGGCACGGGACACAUGGUCGGGCAUGUGAGCGAGGUGCAGCAGGGUGGUGGGCAGGCGUUUGAUGCGAGUUGGUGGAGUGGGGACGGGAAUCUGGAUCGAUGACACUCGCUGCACGAGGGGGUGGUGAUGCAGGCGCAAGCUCGAAUCGAAGCAAGAGGUGGAAAAGUGAAGGAACAAUGCGCU
Molecule: messenger RNA, 2868 nt
Organism: Paraphaeosphaeria sporulosa
Lineage: Eukaryota; Fungi; Ascomycota; Dothideomycetes; Pleosporales; Didymosphaeriaceae
Exons: 3
Coding region: 247-2787 (846 amino acids)
Biological process (GO): regulation of DNA-templated transcription; DNA-templated transcription
Molecular function (GO): DNA binding; DNA-binding transcription factor activity, RNA polymerase II-specific; zinc ion binding
Source: RefSeq, a predicted model, not a curated record